Peromyscus maniculatus bairdii (prairie deer mouse) is the source of this 4245-nucleotide messenger RNA. RefSeq names its product NRAS proto-oncogene, GTPase (gene Nras). Gene Ontology annotation, cellular component: membrane. Gene Ontology annotation, molecular function: GTPase activity; GTP binding. NCBI's taxonomy places the organism in Eukaryota, Metazoa, Chordata, Mammalia, Rodentia, Cricetidae. The record is from RefSeq and is a predicted model, not a curated record. Gene Ontology annotation, biological process: signal transduction.
GCGCCUACUGAUUACGUAGCGGGUGGGGCCGGAAGUGCCGCUCCCGGAGUGGGGGCUGUUCAUGGCGGUUUCGGGGUCUCCGACAGUUUCGCAGGUUGAGGUUCAAGAACCUCCCGAAGCGGAGUCGGCGGAGCUUGAGGUUCUUGCUGGUGUGAAAUGACUGAGUACAAACUGGUGGUGGUUGGAGCAGGUGGUGUUGGGAAAAGUGCUUUGACAAUCCAGUUAAUCCAGAACCAUUUUGUGGAUGAAUAUGAUCCCACCAUAGAGGAUUCUUACCGAAAACAAGUGGUAAUUGAUGGUGAGACUUGUCUGUUGGACAUACUGGACACAGCUGGACAAGAGGAGUACAGUGCCAUGAGAGACCAAUACAUGAGGACAGGCGAAGGAUUCCUCUGCGUAUUUGCCAUCAACAAUAGCAAAUCAUUUGCAGAUAUUAACCUCUACAGGGAGCAGAUUAAGCGAGUGAAAGACUCUGAUGAUGUGCCUAUGGUGCUGGUAGGGAACAAAUGUGACUUGCCCACAAGGACAGUUGACACAAAGCAAGCCCAUGAGCUGGCCAAGAGUUACGGAAUUCCAUUCAUUGAAACCUCAGCUAAGACCCGACAGGGCGUGGAAGAUGCCUUUUACACACUGGUAAGGGAGAUACGCCAGUACCGAAUGAAAAAGCUCCACAGCAAUGAUGAUGGCACCCAAGGCUGUAUGGGGCUGCCCUGUGUGGUGAUGUAGUAAGACUCUUUGAAUGUUCUGUCACCAGAAAAGAGCCACUUUCAAGCUGCACUGAUGCCCUGGUUCUGACAUCCCUGGAGGAGGUGUGUCCCUGCUGCUCUCUGCAUCUCAUCGGAGCUCCUGCUUCCUGCUUCCCUGACUCAGUGGAUGAGCACAGCCAUCUAACCUGAGACCUCUGAACAACUACCUCCUCACUGGGCUGUCUGACCAGAGAAACGCACCUGUUGCUCCCCAGUAGUUUCCUGACCUGGGCUCUCCUUAGAAACAAACACACCUCUGCCAACCGGCUCUGUCCUGAAAGCAAUUUACACUCUGAUAAAGAGAACCAGACAUGCGCUUCUCUUGACAACAGUUUCUUAAGCUCUAAGGUAGCAACUGCUGGUGAUUUUCCCCCUCCCCUAACUGUUGAACUUGGCCUUGUUAGUUUGGGGGGAAAUAUCAGAUUACUGUUUUCCCACGGAUAUAACUAAUGUUGCUGAUAGGUUGAUUUGUCUGUGAUCAGCUGUAUUCCAUAAACUGGCAUCUGCUCUGUGUUCAUAAACGGAAACAUGGACACUGACUUGAGUCCAUCUAGUCUUCUCGGCUGCACGAAAUUAAACCCAACUCUCACAACCAAGUGCCUUUUUCCUAAAAGUGGGCUGUAGGCUUCCUUGACAGUUUGUAAGUGGGAGAGAUGUUUCAAGAACCAUUAUAUAGGAAAGUGACUAUGAGCCAAUGAGCCAUCUACCUUUGAGGGAAAGGUGUAUGCACCUGAUGGCAGAUGCCAUGUCUGUAUGCAUGAAGAGUUUCCCUGUUUGGGUUCUCCCAAGAGAAAGGUGAUACUGAAACAAUUAUGAGUAAUUUCACUUAAUUGUUAAUCUAAUCUUUUUUUUUUUGUAGGUUACUACCUAUAAAUAUUUGUAAUUUCUCCUAGUUUACUGAUACUUUAGUAUUCAAUGAACUUCCAUUAUAAUCAAAUUUGGGUAUACCAGGAAACUCUCCAUCUAUAGUUAGUCAGAUACCAUAAAAAUUAGUAUGUUAUUAUUACUUUAUAGCUAUGAUCAGUGAUUCUUCCAACCUGAAAUAUAGUUUAUUAGCAGAAAGAUUAUAUCUUGGCUGCAUCGUUAUUCAUGGCAUAUAUAUAUAGAGAAAGAGAAAGAGAGAAAGUUGCCCUUGGCCCCCUUCUCACUGCCCCCUUCCCUCAUCCUAUAGCAGUUCAAGCAGCCCACAAGGGCUUGAAUAAUUAUUUCAGUUGAAUAAACCAUGGUGCUAAUGGACCAGGGUCAUGGUUUCAAAACUUGAACAAGCCAGUUAGCAUCACAGAGGAAAAAAAUUCACCCAUAUUUGCUCCCUGCCCGUUACUUCUGCCUAUAGAUUUUUGCCUGAUGCCUGCUGUUAGCGCUACAAGAAUAAAAGUGUGGUCCUGUACCAGGACUGGAUACACUUGGUGUGCAGUGGGGUAAACUUAGAAGUCUACAUUUUCAGACCCUUAUUUUUAGCACAUGGAAACUAAAGCCAGAGUUCAUACCUUCAUCUCUCUCCCUGUCAGAUAACUGUUCUUUAUAUAGCUUUUUUAAAGUAUUUAUUUAAAACAUGUCAAUAAGUUAAUUUGCCAAAUAACAAAAGCUGAUGUGUUCGUUAAAGUCAAGAGUUAUCUUUUGCUGUUUGAGAUAAGAAUGUAAAUGCCAUUAAUGGUUGGUGUAUAGGGGCUUGGUAUUUCCAUUUGCAGGUAAUGCCCUGGUAAUUCAUUAGUGGGUUUUGUUUUUUGUGAUAAUGCUUAAACUCAGCCCAGUAAUGCUAAUGAAAAAGUAAAAUUGGGUACCUUGUUGAAAAAAACAAAACUAAUUCCCAAAUGGCCACUUUCUCUUCUGUUCUACUAAGAUCCUCUGGUUCUUUUGUUAGUGACAGGCCUGGCUGUACAGAUCUGGCUGGCCUCAAACUCACAGCAGUCCUCUUGCAUCAACCUCCCAAGUGCUGGGGUUACAGGCCUGUUCCACCACACCUGGCUGACCCUUUACUUUCUAGUAGGAAUUUUCAUGGUUUAGCAAAUUCCCCAUCACCUUGGAAUUAAUUCAGAAGAGGGAGAAACACACACUGUGCUCCUCAGUGCUAAUGCUAGAACCAUUCGUGUGCGGGUCUGCUUUCCUAAGUGCCCCCUUUUAGAGCAUUGCUCAGUCGUCUUCCGGAAGCUGCUGAGGCCGUCACCUUGGCUUGUUCUGUUUUAAUGUGUGUGUGACUGGUGAUGUUUACCUAAAAAGUCUUAAACUUAGUGUCCAGUUAAGGAGAAAGUUACUCCUCUUGGCUUCUUUUGAUCAUAUCCCUUGUAUGUAUAUGUCUAUAGUUGGUCUCCAAUAUGUUCUGAGCACAGAAGUAUACAAAUUGAGCCAAUUCAGGCUUCAGAUGCUCUUGGUAGCUUAUGUCCCACAGGGUAUGGAUUUUUGCACAACAGUGACAGACUGAAAAGCUGAGUAAGUUGAGUUGGUGUGGUAUCAAAAAGUGGGUUUAGAAUGUGAUUGCUAAAGAUAGUUCUGGUUUACCUCAACUGCAAAGCCUCUCCCUGAGUUUAAGUGCCUGCCCGGCUGUCACAAAUGACCGUAUUCUUUUAAGGCAGUUAGUAAUUUGAAGCUUUGUUCACACACUGGCGAGUGUGAAAAUGAAGUAUUCUAAGAGCUAUGAUACCUAGUCUGUGUAAACCGUUGACUGCUGUUCACUGCAGUGCUUAGAGUAUGUGAGUUGGCAACGCAGUACUGUUGACUAGUGUCCCGGAAGAGUGCUGUGUGUGAAGUGGAUGUUGGUUGGGUUUAGCCAACCAUCUGUAGAAUCAGCCUUUUAACUGCUGUGAACUUUUCCAUGACUUGAAUAUGAAGACAGACAAAAACAUUAUAAGGAGAAACAUUUGUUUUUCCCAUUCCAGAGUGUGUGAGCUUAGUCUUCUUAUCUUCGUGUUUAGUCAUAAACUCUCAAGCUGGCAGCUACAACCAAGGGUCAGAAAUGGUGCAUUCUGCCUCAUGUAAUUAUCUCUGCUAACUAGGAGAAGCAGAGUUAAUGACGGAAAACAUCUUGCCUGGGUGGUUUCUAAAAAAAAAAAAGAGCAAGAGAUGAUAAUUCUUAAACAUUAGUUUUAUUUUUGCUAUUUCUUUAAGCUGUCUGAUGUGCCACAAAUUUAUUUUAAGGUGUUUGUUUUUUAUAAUUGUCUUAAGAGUGUUCUCAUGAGAUUAGUUGUCUGAUUUUUCAAAAUACAGCUGGGUUUUAAAAGUCUGAGUACUGCUCUAGGCAGGUAUGUGAGCUCUGGAGAGAAGGGAGGUUGUGGAAGUUGUUGACUUUUGUAGAUCCGUGCUGUCAAAUAAAGGUCAGAACGUAACUGUGCACACCUGCUGUUCCAGCAAGAACUGUGGCCUCUGUGACCCUACGUAAAGGGCUGAUGUUAUAAGUUGACUGUUAUAUUGUAAAUUAAUCCAUUCUAAUUUUUAAAAUCUUGAUUAUUUUCCUUGUUAAAUAAUUUUAAAAAAUAAAAAACUGGAAGUUCUUUGCUUACCUGUA